This is a messenger RNA of Paralichthys olivaceus (Japanese flounder), 2939 nucleotides long. The record is from RefSeq and is a predicted model, not a curated record. NCBI's taxonomy places the organism in Eukaryota, Metazoa, Chordata, Actinopteri, Pleuronectiformes, Paralichthyidae.
ACGCAGCGUCAACGUCAUCAGGCACAGACCCGAGGUUGGGGGUUCCCGGAAGUGUCUUCGUAUUGUUUACAUUCGUGUCUUUGUUCCGACAAAAUGUCAAAGAAACGGUCGAAAAGCUCCGAGAGCCGGAGCCUGAGGACCGUGAUCGAGCAGCAGCUCGCGGCGGCCGUGGAUCACAUCCUCCGCCUGCUGAAGGAGCGAGGACCCGCCGACCCGGAGCGGCUGAAGCAGCUGGUGGCGGAGCGGAUCACCGCGGCCGUGGCGGAGAUCUACACCGCGUUCAGAGCCUCCAGGGCCGGCAGAGAACCACAGGGACCAGGGGUCAGUUCGGAACCGGGACCCGCAGCAGACUGGACAGAGUUGUGUUUAUCGCUCGGUGUCCAGAGUCUCUCUGAUGAAAAACAAGGACUGAAGGAGCCUCAGCCCAGCACAUCGUCAAGACCAGAGACUGUCUCUGAACCUGAACACCCACCAGUGUCUCCAGAGGACCUGGCUGGUGAAGAGGAGGAGGAGGAUGAAGAGGCGACGUGUCACUGCUGCAGAGUGUGUGGAAAGGCCUUCGAUAGGAAAGGCUUUUUGAUGAAACAUGUGGAGAAACACUCAAAGGAGUCUGAAUGUCUCUGCGGUCUCUGCGGAGAACUUUUGGACUCCAGUGGCGGUCUAAAGCUUCACCUUCAAACUCACCGCGAUAGCAGCCGGACCUGCAACGUCUGCGGAAAGAAGUUCCCAUCGAUCCGAGCGCAGGAGACACAUCUGAGGCUGCACACAGGAGAGAAACCAUUCAGCUGCCACAUCUGUGGAAAAGGCUUCAACCAGAAGGGCAACAUGGUGACGCACAUGAGGAUCCACACGGCAGAGAAGCCAUUCAGGUGCACUGUGUGCCGUAAAGAGUUCAGCCAUGCCGCCUCUCUAGAACGACACAUGAAGGCCCAUGACGGAGAGAUGCCAUUCAGCUGCAAUAUUUGCAGGAAAGCAUUUGAUAAGAGCGCUGAGUUGAGGCGACACAUUCGGAGCCAUAAGUCCAAUGAAAAGUCUGCCGUGAGGAGCAGACGCAGGAAACCGAGUCUGACUCCCUCCCAUUGCUGCAAAGUCUGUGGGAACGCCUUUCACAAUAAAGGUAACUUUGUGCGGCAUGCUGAGACUCAUUUAAACAGUCCUGAAUAUCGCUGCGGGGUCUGUGGAGAGCAGUCGGAGUCUUCAGAGAGUCUGCAGAUCCACAUCCAGAGCCACCGAGAAACCAGAAGGAUCUGCGACAUCUGCGGCAUCAGCUUCAGGGACAUGGAGAUCCACAUGAGGACGCACACUGGGCAAAAACCCUUCCAGUGCAAAGACUGUGGGAAGGACUUUCCCAGGAAAGGUUCUCUGGAGCGACACAUGAAGUUGCACGCCGGUGAGAGGCCUUUCAUUUGCGAGUUCUGUGGGAAGACAUUCAUUGAAAACACAGUUUUGAAGAGACACAUCAAGAGCCACACAGGCGGGAAGCCAAGGAUUUACUCCUGCGACGUCUGCGGCAAGAAGUUCACUAUGAGCCAGCAUCUAGAUGUGCACAAGAGGAUCCACACCGGGGAGAAACCAUAUACCUGUAGGGUCUGCGGAAAGAACUUCCGUCAGAUUGGCAACCUGGACUCCCACAUGAGGAUUCAUACGGGUGAAAAGCCGUUCAUCUGCAGCCUCUGUGGGAAGAGGUUUCGCCAGAAGAUCUCACUGGAGACGCACGAGAGGUUCCACAAGAAGGAGAAACUAUUCAGCUGUCAGGUCUGCAGCAAAGGCUUCGUCCAGAAGAUUGACCUGAAGAGACACAUGCUGACACAUACUGGGGAGAAACCCUACAGCUGCAGAGUCUGCGGGAAGAGCUACCAGGAGAAGCGCUCUGUCGACACACACAUGAAGGUUCACACUGGAGAACGAGCCGCCAAAGAUUCACCUGUGACACAGAGCCUGAAACGACAGGAAGUAGUUCAUGCCGAAUUUAUCCAGCUCUGAUGAGCCUGAAGGCAACACCAGUUUUAUCACAACAGUCAUUGGGAGCGGCUGCGGCUCAGGGGUGUGAGUGGGCAUCCCCUAACCAGGGGAUUAUUGAUAAUAAUAUCUUGGCGGUUCGAUUGUUCCCAUUCCGCAAAGUGUGGGCAAGACACUGAACCCCACAUUGCGGGAGUGCUGCACAUAAAUACAAUGUGAAUGUAAAACUGUUCUGUAAAGUGCUCCGAGUGGAAAAUACACACUCAUCUAUGAACAUCUUCUUCCACUAAGUUGGUCUCACAAGCAGCUGAAUUAACAUUUUCUGAAGACCAGGUACUUUUGUUUCCUGGUCUGUUCCACUAACAAGAACCAGGGAACGGAAUCAUGGUGCGCGGUCGUUGGAGGCUGCAGUUUAGAACAUGUCACUGGAAAGACCUCAGCCUGAUCCUGAUCAUGUGGACGGAGACGCUUUUGAGCUCAAUGGUUUUCAUGGUUCCUCAGAAUCUCCAGUUUAGUUCCUGUGGUUCUCUCAAUCUAAUUUCUACUGUGAGAACAAAAUGGAACGGAACAUGUCGCAGGUGUUUCCCGUGAGUUCCUGGAGUCUGCUUCAUGAAUCUGUGUUUAUCUGUGGAACUGAUGUUUGUUGGUCACAGGUUCGAUCGUGAACUUUCCUCUCAGGCGGCGGCACUGACGCAUGUAAAGCUUUAAGUAAUCCUGAAUCCAGAGUUUCACUGUAAAUGUAUUUUCACAGUCAGUGUGGAUGGAAAUGAAAUGAAAGGUUUUUAUUUUUGUAACAUUUCCAGGUGAAGUUAAAGGUUCGACUGCAGAUGAACUGAUGAAUAUCGAGUUCCUUAGUAACAGAGUCAAAACACGUUCUCUGUCAUCAGCUGACGGCUCCCAAAACCGAGGCCAAAUCAUCUUGAUCGCCCCCUAGUGUCUGGCUGCAGUAUCGGCCACAAAUCCUCCUCCUCCAUGUUAGC